This is a messenger RNA of Desarmillaria tabescens, 573 nucleotides long. RefSeq lists its product as uncharacterized. The transcript has 6 exons. The coding region runs from base 1 to 573 and encodes 190 amino acids. The record is from RefSeq and is a predicted model, not a curated record. NCBI's taxonomy places the organism in Eukaryota, Fungi, Basidiomycota, Agaricomycetes, Agaricales, Physalacriaceae.
AUGUUCGGUCACUGUUUUGGACCUGAGCUUGGCUGGAGAGUAAGAAGGGAAGGCGAAGAAUCCACUGGCACUCAGCGAAGUCUUGAACCAAAAGAGAAGAAGUGGUCGCCUGGGGAAGAGAUCCUUGUUGCUGGGAUGAUAAUGAGCGGCUCCUCAUUGUGCGUGACCGCUCCUUCCAAAUGUGUGCUUCAAUCGAUACUGGCCGACAUGCACUGGGUGCUCUUGAGUUUAUCGGCAAUUCCUUCUCGAGCCAAAGCGUCGUCUGGGGUUCGCGUCGCGUCACUAUCUCAACUGCACGACUGGCUUUUCCUUCCUACCAUCCAUCCUCUCGUGGACCACCAUACUGCCAGGCUCCUUGUCCUCUGGGUAUGGGAACCGCUUCGCUAUCCAAGCGCCGUCAUUGGUACCGAAACCGUCGCGCUCUCGCACUUGGAAGCAAGGGCAGGACAGUUGACGACGACCAACCGGACCUAUGCCACCACGUAUGGACAAUUCUUGAAAACUGGCCUCGUCGAGUUCUUCUCGUCGUGGAUACAAGGUAGCGCACGUAACCUCCAAGGGGCAAAUUGGUAG